Amaranthus tricolor (Joseph's coat) is the source of this 1242-nucleotide messenger RNA. RefSeq names its product tyrosine-protein phosphatase DSP3-like. The transcript has 5 exons. Gene Ontology annotation, molecular function: phosphatase activity. Gene Ontology annotation, cellular component: cytoplasm. Lineage: Eukaryota; Viridiplantae; Streptophyta; Magnoliopsida; Caryophyllales; Amaranthaceae. Bases 414 to 1043 code for a protein of 209 amino acids. Gene Ontology annotation, biological process: protein dephosphorylation. The record is from RefSeq and is a predicted model, not a curated record.
CAAAAUAAAAAUAUUAAUUAUUAGGCAAAUUCUAUUGGAGGAGUAUUUUAAUUUUUUUAAUAAAAAUUAUUGACGGUUUGUAUAUAAAUGGAGAUGGAGUAAUAGAUUUGUUUAUUGUUGUGCGUAAUAUUUUUGAGAGGCUCACUCACAAGUUAAAGAAUCCUAACUGACAACUCCGCUUCUCUCUCAAGAAUCCAACUUUCAUACUUCUAUUUUCCAUUCAUAAAUUUCAAUCUUUUUACUUUUUCUCCUUCAAUUUCCCUGCUUCAUAAUGUGGGAGAUUAUUUUCAAUAUGAAUAAUAUCACAAUUAUCUUUCUGGGUUUAUGAUAAAUUUUCGAUCUUUUUAAUUCUUCUCCUUCAAUUUUUAUAAAUCCAACAAAAAUUUCAAUUUAAUUCAAUAAAUUUUUGAAGAAUGAGCGUAAUAUUGUGGGAAAAGCUGCAGAAAAAGGAGAAGAAAGAAGAAUUAAAACAGGAAGAUGAUGUCUUGAUUCCUCCUAGUAAUUUUUCAAUGGUGGAAGAAGGACUGUACAGAUCUGGGUUUCCAGAACCUUCCAAUUUUGGGUUCUUGGAAACCCUAAAUCUCAAGUCUAUCAUUUAUUUGUGCACUGAACAAUACCCAGAACAGCAUAAACAGUUUCUUGAUUCUCAUAAUAUUCAGCUGUUUCAAUUUGGAAUUGUGGGGACAAAGGAGACAAUCCCUGAGGAUGUCAUCUCUAAGGCUCUUAGGAUUUUGAUAGAUGUGAGAAAUUAUCCGAUUCUAAUUCAUUGCAAACGUGGAAAGCAUCGCACAGGUUGCCUCGUUGGCUGUCUUAGAAGACUACAGAACUGGUGUUUGCCCUCGGUCUUUGAGGAAUACCAGCGUUUUGCAGGUGUCAAAGCAAGAGCAAAUGACAUGAAGUUCAUGGAGAGGUAUGAUCUUUUGCACAUAAGACGAUCCCUUUACAGCCUCAUCUACCAAUAUCAUGGUUAUGGUUCAACCAAAAGGCGUUUGCUCGACAGAGGAGAAGACAACCUGCCCAAACCCGGUAUUAAAUCAAGUUAGCCCAAUGAGACCACCUGCUUGCCGAAACUUUCACCUUACUGCUUUUUUUCUUUUCUUUUAUACUAUAAAUGGGAAGGUUUUGUUUUAGCUUAAUUGAGGCAAAGAAACAGACGAUUGCCAUUAUCAUUUUGAAAAGAAAAAUAAUUGCUAUAUACAUAUUAUUGAGUCAAUAAUAUUUUCCAUCAGUCAUUUUUUUCAA